GCGCUGCCCGAGUACGCAUACAGAAGAAGAACAUCGUGAAUGCACCGACGUGCGUGCGUCUCUCUCGCUGCCCCAGCGAGCGCCGCGACGACGGUGCUGUGUCGAGCACUCUGCACCUCCGCCGUUCUCCGCGGCGGCGGCAGCAGCGGCACGACACCGUCCUCCACGACUGCCAAAACAUCACCAACAUCUUCGUCUCCUCCCUCUGCGUCCUCGCCCGGUGAGAGCGGUGCAGGCGGAAAUCCCCGGGCGGCCAGCACGACAACUCGAGUCCCACCCCUCUACGAUCCUGCUACGGUGGUGCCGCCCCGCCGCCGCGAUGGUCACGUCGCGCCUGGGUACACGCCCGGCGUCUCCCCGCACACCUCCUCCCUCGCCAGUCACACCCCGCCCCCGCGAUCAAGCAUGACGACGCCCGCUGCGUCACCGGGAGGGGUGCAGUACACCCACAUGCGGCAGGAGGCCGCCGACGAUGCGGAGUUGCGACGCAGGACGGUACAGCGCGCCACGGCGGAGCAGCGAGCCGGCAGGGAGCCACCGCCACGCAGCAGCAGCAGGGGUAGCGGCGCCGACGACGCGAAUAGUGAGCGGGAAAGGUGGUGGCCGGAGGAGAACCAGAACUGGUCGGGGCGCAUGUUCUCCUCGCCGUUUGAUAAGAACAAGAAGAAGAUGGACGGCAUGUUCGUGCCGGAGAUGAAGGAGGUCUUCAGCCAGGAGACCCCGCUCGAGCUGAGCUACGCCGGCGACAACUUUUUUCUUAACGCGGACUUCCACAUGGCAGAUGAAACUUUCGAGGAGACGCGCCGCUUCGUGCCACCGCCCAGCUUCGACCCGGCGGUGGACGAAAUUGACGAUGACGGCUUCACGGACAGUACAGUGAUGUUCGACAUCCAGGCCGCGUUGGAGGAGGACAAGAAGCGGCUGGAGGCGUUUGGAAACCCGAUGACGGUGGAGGACCAGGUGGACUACUUGCUGGCCCCGCAGCGCGACGGCCAGGAGAACAUCCAGCAGCGGCAGGAGUUCAACGGGUUCGUGCACUGGGGCCUUCUGCAUGGCGCCCACAUGGUGCUCGAGGAGAACCACGAGACGAAGCGGGCCCACGAGUUCGUGAACCGCUACAUGCGGGACGUUGACCUAUUUGAGAAGUGGCUUGAGCAUCCGAAAGUGCGUGCACACAUCCAGAAGAAGUUCGGCAUUGACAUGUCCGCCAAGUUCGACAAGUUGAUGGCGCUGACGAUGGCCAUGUACACCCGCUCGAAGAUCCAAGUCUACGAGGAUGACCCGGCAGGCGCGCUCAAGUCGCUCACCGCCAGUAUGAGUUUCAUCUCUGAAGGUGCGGACUUAACGAAGGAGCGUCACCGCAAGGCCCUCGGUGCGGUGUUGGUGGCGCGGGGCAUGAUUUAUUGCAAGUUAAAGUCGUUCGAACGCGCCGAUGACGACUUGACACGUGCCUUGUCGUUUGUAAAGGCGAAUCGCUCGGCAACCCUCUUUCAGCUCCGUGCGGAGGCGCGCGAAGCGCUCGGCUACAUCGACGCGGCCCGCGCCGAUGAGGAGCGCGCGGCGAAGAUAUGGGAGGAGGCGGAGGUGAUCAUGCCUGGCAUGGACGGUGCACCACGUAAGUUCGUCACGUGA
Molecule: messenger RNA, 1632 nt
Organism: Leptomonas pyrrhocoris
Lineage: Eukaryota; Euglenozoa; Kinetoplastea; Trypanosomatida; Trypanosomatidae
Exons: 1
Coding region: 406-1632 (408 amino acids)
Molecular function (GO): protein binding
Source: RefSeq, a predicted model, not a curated record